UCUCUGGGGAACUCGCUUCCCUUGAAAGUCUCAUCCAGGAGAUGGAGUGAAGUGUCAGCAGUCCCAAGCGAACUCCUGCAGGAUAUUGGAAAAACCUUCCAGAGGUAUGAAGAGAAGGAGACUUUUGAGAAUCCAUUGGCUUUUCCUCCUGCACUGAAAUGGAGAAUCUGGGAAUUCUGGGAUAUAAAUUUUUCUUUGGAGAGUGUUGUCAAGCAAGUCAAAGAUACUCUGCUUUGUGAACUUCAACUUCAGAAAGAAAAUGUGACCCUGGACCCAGGCACUGCUCAUCCCAAACUCAUCCUGUCUGAGGAUCAAAAAAGCUUGAGAUGGGGAGAGGCGUAUCAAGAUUUGCCCAACAACCCUGAGAGAUUCGACGAAUGGCCUUUUGUUCUGGGACAUGAAGGAUUCACAUCAGGAAGACAUUACUGGGAUGUCACUGUGGGAAGUGAAGAGGAAUGGGGUGUAGGGGUUGCCAGUAGGUCUUUGAAAAGAAAGGGUGAUGUUGACUUUAAUCCUGAUCAAGGGAUCUGGGCAGUGGGGAAAUGGGCCGGGCAGUACGGAGUUCUCAAAGAACCUUAUUUUCUUUCUUUCCCCUUGACGGGAGAGCUGAAGAGCAUCCGAGUGUCUCUGAACUAUACUGGGAGAUGUGUGGCAUUUUUCGAUGCUGACAGAGCUGCCCUUCUCUUUGCAUUCUCAGCACUCACAUUCUCUGGGGAAGACCUUCACCCCUUCUUUUUUGCAAAUGGAAAAGCCAACUUGAUACUGUCUCACUAAAGGCUUCCAAUCUACCGCACAAGUGCUGGUGUUGUUGUUCUCCAGACCAGGGGUACUUCUAGAUGGGGCUCUAGUGCUGACCAGCCACCAUUGCUUCACCUGGGAGCCUUGGUGACACAAUGGUUAAAUGCCAAUACUGCUGCCAGAAAGUUGUGAGUUCGAUCCCAGGGAUUCCAAGGUCUACUCAGCCUUGCAUCCUUCUGUAGGUUGGUAAAAUGAAUACCCAGCUUGUUGGGGUCAAUUGGCUUACACAUUGUAAGCCACUUAGGAAGUGCUUAAGUGCACUGAUAAAUGGUAUAGAAAUAUACGUGCUAUUGCUAUUCACUGUGGAUGGAACUGGAAUUGAUUUUCAAUGGUUUUAAGAUACAAAGCACACAGGCAAUGAGACUACAUGUACGGUUACUAACAGUAAAAGCCAAAGCAAAACAAAACUCAGUGACAAAGCAAAAGAAGUGACAUGCUAUUUAUAGCUGCUUACUUACAAACUCAAAUCUUAUGGCACCUUGAAGAUGCACCUAUUUUAUUACGGCAAAGGGUCCACAAAAGUUUUUGCUAGUGUCCCUAGUCCCUUUUCAUCCAUGAACACAUCUAGAACUUUUAGAAGAUGGCAUGGGUGCCCUGUAGGCAUUCUUGCUGCCAUGUGCCCUCAAGUCCACUCUGGCAUCUCUAUAUUAGGGUUUUUUCUGGGAAAUUUUGUUCCAGGGAGAUUGCCUUCUUCUUAGUAAGAGAAAGUGCAACAUGCUCAAGGUCAUUCUAUGGGUUUUCAAGGCUGAGUGGGGAUUUGAACCCUGGUCUCCUGGAAUCUUAAUCCAGCAUUCAAAUCAUAAAGCAGGUCAAAUGGAGUGAUGAUAAUGACAUUAAUGCAUGGGAAAACCUCCAAAUCAUGCCAUUACAGCACAAAUGUGGCAAGGCUGAGAUACACAGCAUCAACAAUUAGCUAACCUUGAGAAUAUAGCUGAAGCCAUUUUUAAAUGGUAUAACCCCAGUGUAACAAGGUGGUAUGAUAAUGUAGUUGGUUGUAAAUGAAAUGCUUUCCAAAUGGUCUUCCACUGGGAGAACAACAGAAGAGGAACAACAUAAUGCACUAAGUCCCAGCCAAAAAUACAAUUAUCCUGCUGUAACUGCAGUAUAAGAGCCAGCGAGGUGUAAUGAUUUGAGCACUGGACUAUGACUCUGGAGCCCAAGGUUCAAAACCCAGCUAGGCCAUG
This is a messenger RNA of Sceloporus undulatus (fence lizard), 1982 nucleotides long. RefSeq names its product zinc finger protein RFP-like. The annotation marks the transcript as partial. Gene Ontology annotation, molecular function: protein binding. The transcript is spliced from 5 exons. The record is from RefSeq and is a predicted model, not a curated record. Lineage: Eukaryota; Metazoa; Chordata; Lepidosauria; Squamata; Phrynosomatidae.